AUGCGUGCCUCCAUCGCCCUCUCUGUUGUCCUCGUCGCUGCCUCCGCUGCGCCUGCUUUCGCCGCUCCCAUUCAAGCUGCACCUCAGCCUGAGGGUAGCGAGGCAAUUAACUGGGGCAAAAUUGCCAAUGUUGCCGGCAAAGUGAUCUCCUUCCUCAAGCGCGAAGACCCUCUCCUUGCCCGCGCCUUCGAGGUCGAGCUCGCGGCCCGUGCCGCGCCCCCUCCUGCCGACGGCAGCGAGGCUAUCAACUGGGGCAAGGUCGCUGGCGUUGCUGGCAAGGUUCUCAGCUUCCUCAAGCGUGAGGAUGACAUUCUCGCGCGGGAGUUCGAGGACAACCUGUUUGCGCGCGCAGAGCCUCCCGCAGACGGCAGCGAAGCUAUCAACUGGGGCAAGAUUGCCGGCGUCGCCGGUAAGGUCCUGUCCUUCCUGAAGCGCGAGGACGAACUCCUUGCUCGGGAGUUCGAGGAUGACCUCAUGGCUCGCGACUUCGACUACAACCUCAUGGCCCGUGACUACGACUACGACCUCAUGGCGCGUGCGGAGCCCCCUGCCGACGGCAGUGAGGCGAUCAACUGGGGCAAGAUUGCCGGUGUUGCUGGCAAAGUUCUCUCAUUCCUCAAGCGCGAGGACCCCAUUCUCGCCCGUCAGUUCGAGGACGAGUUGAUGGUUCGUGCCGCGCCUCCACCCGCUGACGGCAGUGAGGCCAUCAACUGGGGCAAGAUCGCCGGUGUCGCCGGCAAAGUCCUUUCCUUCCUCAAGCGCGAGGACGAGCUGCUCGCGCGCGAAUUCGAAGAUCACCUCGUCGCGCGUGCUGAGCCCCCCGCAGACGGCAGCGAAGCCAUCAACUGGGGCAAAAUUGCCGGCGUCGCAGGCAAGGUUUUGUCCUUCCUCAAGCGCGAGGACCCCAUGCUCGCACGUGCCUUCGAAGACGAGUUGGUUGCGCGCGCGGAGCCCGCCGCGACUGGCAGCGAAGCGCUCAACUGGGGCAAGGUUGCCAAUGUCGCCGGCAAGGUGCUCUCCUUCCUCAAGCGUGAGGACGAACUCCUCGCUCGCGAGUUCGAGGAUCACCUGAUGGCGCGCGCUGAGCCUCCCGCGGACGGCAGCGAAGCCAUCAACUGGGGCAAGAUUGCCAAUGUUGCCGGCAAAGUGAUCUCCUUCCUCAAGCGCGAAGACCCACUGCUCGCGCGUGCUUUCGAGGACGAGCUCUACGCUCGCGCCGCGCCUGAGGGUGCCGAGGGAAGCGAGGCUAUCAACUGGGGCAAGGUCGCAGGUGUCGCAGGGAAGGUGCUCAGCUUCCUCAAGCGUGACGACAUGGUAUUGGAUAUGCUUGACUAA
Messenger RNA from Postia placenta MAD-698-R-SB12, 1335 nucleotides. RefSeq lists its product as hypothetical. The record is from RefSeq and is a predicted model, not a curated record. NCBI's taxonomy places the organism in Eukaryota, Fungi, Basidiomycota, Agaricomycetes, Polyporales, Adustoporiaceae. The transcript has 2 exons. Bases 1 to 1335 code for a protein of 444 amino acids.